Messenger RNA from Tarenaya hassleriana, 450 nucleotides. RefSeq lists its product as uncharacterized. The coding region runs from base 1 to 450 and encodes 149 amino acids. The record is from RefSeq and is a predicted model, not a curated record. The transcript has a single exon. Lineage: Eukaryota; Viridiplantae; Streptophyta; Magnoliopsida; Brassicales; Cleomaceae.
AUGAAGCUAACCAGACAAACCCUAAUUUUCAUAUCUGUUCUUGUGACCUUAACAUGUCAAAACCAAGCUACAACCGAAUCUACAGCCGACAUCAUAGUUCCAAAGAUCUCGGAAUGGCAAGUCACUGUGGUCAACGGUCUGGUCGCCGACAAAAAUCUGUACGUCCAUUGCAGAUCUAAGGAAGACGAUUUGGGGGAGCGCAAUCUGACGUCAGAAGAAAGUUUCACGUGGGGUUUCAGACAAAACAUUAUCCACACGACUUUGUUCUGGUGUUACAUGAGCAAACACGAUGUCCAUGCGAAAUUGAACGUGUUUUGGGACGACGUGAUUCUAUUUCAUAGAUGCGGAUGGAAAACUUGUGUUUGGAUCGCUAAAGACGACGGCGUUUAUCUGAGAGAUUUCGCGACGGGAGACGAUUUGAUCUCGACGAAAUGGGAGGUUGGAUUGUAA